UACUUAGCCACUUACAGCCUCGACAAUCAAAGCCGAGUGCGUAUCUGUAUCUGGAUCCGUCUCCUACGACGCCGCCAUCGAACUCAACGACGACGGACCGCAACGACCUCGAAACCUACCGUCAGAACCAAUCCCUUUCUCAGCCAUGGACGUCGACAGCCCGCCUUCCACUUCGAACCCGUUGCCCAACGAGUCGAAUCUUCCUGAUGCCGAGAACCCUUCGCUUCCUGCUCAAGCCGAGGGAGAUGAAUUGCCUGUCGAUGAUACCGGUGACGUCGACAUGGACGGAGAAACGCCCAGCAAGACAACGCUCGGUGUGAAACAGAUCUCGAACGGCAAGAAUGGGCAGGGAAUCGCUAGCGGUCGAGCUGGGACGUCAGCGGACAAGGAAGGGUUCGGAAAUAUGGCCUCGUUUUUCCAGCCGAGAAAGGCCAACGGGUCUGCAGCCAAGGGGAAGGCGAAAGAGGUGGAUGAUGCGGUAUACGAGGAUGAGAUUGAAAAGCGGGGUGGACUACCUUGGGUCGAGAAAUACCGGCCAGACACGCUUGACGAUGUAGUCUCGCAUAAAGACAUUACCGGGACAAUCGAGAACUUUAUCAAGAAGGGCCGGCUUCCGCACCUGCUCUUCUACGGCCCACCAGGAACCGGAAAGACCUCGACCAUUCUAGCCAUCGCCAAGCUCAUCUAUGGUCCUACCGCCUGGCGAUCACACGUUCUCGAGCUGAACGCUUCAGACGAUCGAGGGAUCGAAGUCGUGAGGGAGCAGAUCAAGGGGUUUGCCAUGACGAGGGUGUUGUUCUCGAAGGGGUUCAAGUUGAUCAUCUUGGACGAGGCGGAUAUGAUGACGCAAGCUGCACAGGGUGCAUUGAGACGAGUGAUUGAGCAAUACACCAAGAACGUCCGAUUCUGCAUCCUCUGCAACUAUGUCAACAAGAUUACGCCUGCCAUACAAUCGAGGUGUACAAAGUUCAGGUUCAGCCCGUUGCCAGAAAAGGAGGUCGAGAAAAAGGUCAACCAGGUGGUCGAGCGAGAAGGGGUCAAGCUGACGGACGACGGGAAACAAGCCCUCCUCAAGCUCUCCAAAGGUGACAUGCGAAGAGCGCUCAACGUCCUCCAGGCUUGCCACGCGGCGUACGACGAGGUCGACGAGACGGCCGUCUACAAUUGUACGGGGAACCCUCACCCUAAGGACGUGGAGAGCGUGGUGCAGAGCAUGUUGAGAGACGAGUUUGGGACAUCUUACGAAUAUAUUACGAAAUUAAAGACGGACAGGGGAUUGGCGCUGCAGGAUCUGAUCGCGGGGACCUAUGAGGUUUUGGAGACGAUCGAGCUGCCCACACAGAGUCGUGUCUAUCUGCUGGAUGCCCUGGCGACGUGCGAACAUCGCCUCUCGGUGGGCGGAUCGGAAAAGGUCCAGCUUACCAGCUUGUUGGGCGCGUUCAAGAUAGCAGUCGAGUUGAGCCAAAAGAAGGCGUAGGAGCGGGGAUCCAGGCGAUCGGAUGUACCGACCCGACGAGUAAUGAUUUUAUGCUAUUACGAAUACCUGCUGGCUAAGGAGACCUCGAGGACGUCGUGUUGGGACCAAGCAGAAUGCGCUGCCGACGCGUGUAAACCCCUUUUUACGUACUCACGACAUGGCGACGAGUGUCGGACCGUCGGCUCAGUGCUGCAGUUUUGCGAUAACAGGCCUCGCUAGCGAAGCCCAGGGUCGGAAAAGAGACUGGGGUUUUGAGCUACGAUGAUCCGGGCCUACGCGGCAAAUCGGGAGAGAUUCGAAGGACAUCCGUGUAUCUUGCUUAGCUUAAGAAGGGAGAACGAUACGUUGUUCAAUACAAUACGCAAGUAGGGCAC
Filobasidium floriforme is the source of this 1851-nucleotide messenger RNA. Its product is annotated as P-loop containing nucleoside triphosphate hydrolase protein. Gene Ontology annotation, molecular function: ATP binding; ATP hydrolysis activity; DNA binding. NCBI's taxonomy places the organism in Eukaryota, Fungi, Basidiomycota, Tremellomycetes, Filobasidiales, Filobasidiaceae. The record is from RefSeq and is a predicted model, not a curated record. Gene Ontology annotation, biological process: DNA repair; DNA-templated DNA replication. Bases 146 to 1477 code for a protein of 443 amino acids. Gene Ontology annotation, cellular component: Ctf18 RFC-like complex; nucleus; DNA replication factor C complex. The transcript has 9 exons.